Anthonomus grandis grandis is the source of this 1250-nucleotide messenger RNA. RefSeq lists its product as uncharacterized. NCBI's taxonomy places the organism in Eukaryota, Metazoa, Arthropoda, Insecta, Coleoptera, Curculionidae. Bases 63 to 1097 code for a protein of 344 amino acids. The transcript has 3 exons. The record is from RefSeq and is a predicted model, not a curated record.
UCUGCUUUUCGUAUCUAGCGAGUACGGUUUUUAAUCGAUUAGUGCGAGCUCGCGUUCAAAAAAUGCCGCGUAAAAGAGAUUCGGAAAAAAGUGUCAAAAAGCGGGAAUUAAGUGAUAUUUUGGAGGAAUUAGACGGGAUGAGGAAAAGAUUGAAAGAGGCUCUCUCCUCACCUACCCCAAGUUCUUCUGGAGAGGAGGAAGAAAUAGUGUUUGUUAACGUGGGUGACACUAAGACAGAAGAUAAUACCGAUUUUAACAUGAACGACAACGCAGAUGAUGAACCACCUACCUACCUCGAGGAGGAAAAUGGUGAUCCUAUUUUGGAGGAUGAAUUUAAGCCGUUGGGAGCCAAACCUCCUAUGGAUGAUGCAAAACUGGGUGCUGAAUUACAUAACGAAAUAGUAAUAAGAUGGCAGUCAUAUUUAGUAAAAGGAGUAAGCUUAGAAGAACGUAAGAAAAUUAUUGAAAAGUACGAUUUACCGGCAAACUGUCAGCAAUUACUACCUCCAAAAGUCAAUGAAGAAAUUUUGGCCUGCCUUCCUGAUACAACAAACAAACAUGACAGGCUCCUAAAAUCCCUACAAUAUCAGUUGGGGCAUGGAUUAAGUGCAAUAGGAAAAGUAAUGGACCUGUUAUUAAAAGAGAAAAAUACAGAAAACCUGACUUGUUUAGCAGAUGGUGCACAACUUUUCGCAAACGUACAUAAUGCCAUUUCGGUGUUACGCAAACAAAAGAUUGCACCAUUUUUAAAUUCUGAGGCACAAGCCGUGGCCCUAUCCUCUUCCAUUGAUGAUAAACUGUUUGGUUCCAAUUUUGAAGAAACUCUAAAAGCUAAACAAAACUUAAAGAAAGCAUCUAUUGAGAUCAAAAAGAAACAAUUCUCAGGUCCACUUGCUCCCAAAGCCUCAACAUCGGGCCUCUCGACCUUUAACCUACCCAAACCUAUUCAAACAACUACCAGACGCUUCCAAACAAAUACAAAUUCAAUGAAUUUAAACUACCAGCGCGGAGUAUUCAGAUCCAGGAUGAAAGGGAGGGGAACACGUAUGGCAACAACGAGAAGACCGUACCAGACCAACCCUUACCGCAAAAACUAAACUUGACAACAGCAUCCGCUAUGCAAGGAGAUUUCCCUGGUGGCAGGGAAGUUAUACGGAGGGCUCUUAUGAAAAGAAGCGUUUCCGAAGCGGCUAUCCCGAUCAUGAUUUCCUCAAUUAGCGAGGGGACUCUUAAACAAUACUCUACCUGUU